UCUUUCAAAUAAACAGAAUUUAGCGCUGGUCAAAAUUGAAAUUCUUCCGGCACAUGUGUUUGCAAUAUUGUUCUCUAAUCCGUUGAAUUUUGUGAAAUUUUUCGAUGGAUACAACUGACUUGUUUCGGAAACUCACUUGUGGAGUAAAAUUUUCUUCGAAAAACAAUGCUUUACUCAAACGAAAACGAGCAACAGAACCAAAAACACCGGCAAAUCCCGUAGAAGUAAAGUUGGAAAUCAAGACGGAGGAUGAUGAUUCGUGCAGCGAUAGCGAAAAAACGCAACAAGCUUCUAUUUUCCAGCACAGUCCAUUGGUGUUAAGCGAAGAUGAUAUAAAAGAUGAAAUUAAAUCGGAAACCGAAGACGAUGAGUCCGAAGAGCGCAAGCGAAUAAAACUAAUGUCACCGGAGAAACUCAAACGCUACCGGCUGCAUCGAGCUAACCGGCUACGGAACAUUCAUCAGAUUAGGUUGAAAAAAUGUACCGUUCCUGUAGCAGAACCUAUCGAGAGUUUUCAACAGUUAAGAGCAGCCGAAGGAUUUAACGUGUCAAAUCAGUUGAUUAAAAACAUAGUCGAAAGUGGCUACAAAACUCCGACGCCCGUUCAAAUGCAAGCAAUUCCGGUACUGUUGGAGGGACACGCGCUGAAUGCCUGCGCACCAACCGGGUCCGGUAAAACAGCGGCUUUCUUGAUUCCGAUCAUUCAUCACCUGAAGAAACCGAUGAAGUGUGGAUUUCGCGCAUUGGUAGUUUGUCCCACCAGAGAACUGGCCAAACAAACCCAACGCGAAGCAUUGCGCCUGUGUGAGGACAUUAAUCUUAGGACUCACGUUAUAACAAAAGUUGACGAGGCGAGCACCGACUAUGGCCUGGAGAGUCGUAAGCAUUACGAUAUUUUGGUAACUACACCGAAUCGGAUUUGUUUUCUGGCCAAUCACGACCCACCGUUGAUUGAUCUGAGUAACAUUCAGUACGUGGUAGUUGACGAGGCCGACAAGCUGUUUGAGGAAUCGAAGAACGGCUUUCGGGAGCAGUUGGAUACGAUCAUGAACGCUUGCACGAACCCUUGCAAAGUGGUGGCUUUUUUCAGUGCCACAUCAACGCGAGAAGUUUCCGAAUGGGCUGGUGCCAAUAUGCCAAACCGAGUACGGUUUUCGGUAGGAAUAGCUAAUAUGGCGGUUGAUCUCGUCGAUCAAGAACUGCUGUUUGUGGGGAACGAAAGCGGCAAGCUGUUGGCCUUUCGUGAGAUGGUUCACAAGGGUCUAAACCCACCGGUUUUGGUUUUCGUGCAAAGCAAAGACCGAGCUCAACAGCUGUUUACGGAACUAAUCUACGAUGGAUUGAAUGUGGAUGUAAUUCAUGCCGAUCGGAGUCAACGGGAACGGGACAACGUGGUUCGAUCGUUCCGCGAGGGUAAAAUUUGGAUUCUAAUUUGCACGGAACUCAUGAGUCGGGGUAUCGAUUUCAAGGGGGUCAACGUGGUGGUAAAUUUCGACUUUCCACCAUCGACGAUUAGCUACGUGCAUCGAAUCGGCAGAACUGGUCGUGCCGGGCGUCGCGGAAAGGCAGUCACCUACUUCACCAAGGACGAUACCACCAAUCUGAGAAGUAUAGCUCAGCUGAUCAAGAAGGCCGGUGGAAACGUUCCGGAGUAUAUGCUGAAGUUGCGGAAGAGUUCGAAACGGGAACGGAAGAAACUGGAACAGAAAGCACCGAAACGGGCGGCCAUCCGAACUCUGCCAGCUUUUGCUAUGCAGGAACGAGCCAAGAAGAAAAAACUGAUUGCCCGGACAAAAGCAGCUAAAAGUCCGGCCGGGUCCGAGUCGCAUGGUCCCAAAAAGAGAAAGAGAAAGAUUCGACCGAAUGGUGAAAAGUAAAAAUGAUUGGAUGUUCAUUUGAGUUUCGAUUAGGCAAUAAAAAUCGCAUUUUUCCAAAUA
Messenger RNA from Malaya genurostris, 1937 nucleotides. RefSeq names its product DEAD box protein 52 homolog (gene ais). Gene Ontology annotation, cellular component: 90S preribosome. Bases 105 to 1877 code for a protein of 590 amino acids. Lineage: Eukaryota; Metazoa; Arthropoda; Insecta; Diptera; Culicidae. Gene Ontology annotation, biological process: maturation of SSU-rRNA. The transcript has 2 exons. Gene Ontology annotation, molecular function: ATP binding; RNA helicase activity; nucleic acid binding. The record is from RefSeq and is a predicted model, not a curated record.